Candida tropicalis MYA-3404 is the source of this 873-nucleotide messenger RNA. RefSeq lists its product as uncharacterized. NCBI's taxonomy places the organism in Eukaryota, Fungi, Ascomycota, Pichiomycetes, Serinales, Debaryomycetaceae. The transcript has a single exon. The record is from RefSeq and is a predicted model, not a curated record. The coding region runs from base 1 to 873 and encodes 290 amino acids.
AUGAUUCUACACUUUCCUAUACAUGUUACUUUCAUAUACUUCUGGUACCUUUUGUCUCAGUAUUCUUAUGCAGCAGUAGUUCCAUUUAGAGAUUCUAUAGAACUAGUAUUCACUCCUGAGGAUGUAAAAAAGACAACAGACUAUGUAUUUUGGAAGGUUCCCGAAGUUAAGAAGAAUUUUAAAACCACUGUUAAACAAAAGAUGCUUAAUAUGUUGUUGAACAAAGAUCUUCAAGAUAUAAAUCCCAAUCCACCUUUUGUUUAUGAGAAUGAAAUAGACGACGAAGGUGAUAGAUUAUUUGCAGAACAGGAACAUAAUGAUCAAAUACUUGGACAGGCACAACAGAAUCGGCUUGCAGAUUCUUUCCAAACAGUGGAAAUUGAUAUCAAGAAACCUUAUGGUCUUGUUCAUUCAGUUUUGAAAGGACCUCCACCGACAGGGAAGAAGAAGGCGAAAAUAACUGUACAUAAUCCAAAUGUUAAUUCAAAUAAAGUUGAAAUAGCCAAAAUGAAGGUAAACAAAGAAAUGGAAGAAGUAGUUGCAGGAUUACCAGAACUUUCCAAUGAGGAGUUGCAAAAAUUCCAAAAUGAACAUAUGGGUUAUCUGCGUCCUACCAAAAUCAAGAAUGAUAAACAUGACUUUGGAGAAAAGUUCAAGAAACUUCCAGCGAUCCCAAAUAGCAACGUGCAAAGUAUAGAUGCUAAGCAGAAUGAAGAUUAUGAGGAUGACGAAGAAGAAGACGAAGAGGAGAAGGAGGACGAUUAUGAUAACGUAGAAGAGAAUAUUAAAGGUAGCAAAACGGGGUUUGGUAAUAAACACGUAGCCAAAGGAAAGACAAAGAAGAAAUCCAAAGAUCCAUUUUAUGACGAUUGA